AUGAAAAGACUCACAGCGAGUAAUUUUGGUCGAAUUUGCAAAAUGCGCCGAAACUCAAGCUGUAAAAAUGCUGUGUAUUUGAUUUUGUAUCAAACAUUUAACAGCAAAUCUGUUCAAUAUGGUAGGGAUAUGGAGAACCAAGCAAAAACUGCUUUUCAAAAUAUUAUGGGGCUUACCGUGGAACAAUGUGGUCUUUUUAUUGACAAAAAUAUUUCAUACUUAGCUGCUAGCCCAGACGGAAUUGUUGGCGAUAAUGCAAUUAUAGAAAUUAAAUGUCCGUAUGCUGCAAAGGAUACUUCAAAUAAGUAUGAAGCAGUGUCAUCUGGAAAA
Molecule: messenger RNA, 330 nt
Organism: Melanaphis sacchari
Lineage: Eukaryota; Metazoa; Arthropoda; Insecta; Hemiptera; Aphididae
Exons: 3
Source: RefSeq, a predicted model, not a curated record